GGGGGCGGACUCUGGGCUUUUCUUCCCCUUCUGAUUUUCCCCUCCCCCCUUUUCUCCCUUUCCGGGUUUGGUUCCCCCCUUUUCUUCCCCUCUCCCCCCUCCUUCCCAAGCCCCUUUUCCCUCCCCCGUCCCAGUCCCCCCUGCUUCCCAGCCCUCGGCCCCAGGGAAGCCCCGGCCGAGAAAAGCCCGCCCCCAGAAGCGCGCCGCCGCCGGCCGUCGGGGCCGAGCCGCAGCCGAGCGGCCGUGGGCCCGGGCGGCGGGCGGAGACGCGGGCGCCCUCCCCGCUACGGCCCGUGCGAGAAUCUCACUCUGUUGCCCAGGCUGGAGUGCAGUAGUGCGAUCUCGGCUCACUGCAGCCGCCGCCUCUCAAGUUCAAGUGAUUCUCCCACCUCAGCCUCCCAAGUAGCUGGGAUUACAGAGGUUAGACUUGUUUCUUAUAUGUGAUGCCAUUCCAGCACUGGACUCAUGGAGGCUGAGCAUUUAUUCAGGAGUCCAUAGAGGCCACUGUAUUCUAUUGAAGAACAUGUCUAACAGUAACACUACUCAAGAGACCCUGGAAAUAAUGAAAGAAUCAGAAAAAAAACUGGUGGAAGAAUCUGUAAACAAAAACAAGUUUAUGUCUAAGACUCCAAGUAAGGAAGAAAUUGAGAAAGAAUGUGAAGAUACCAGUUUGCGUCAGGAGACACAGGAUUAUGAGUUCCUUUUUGACAAGAGGCGGACAUCUAACCAUGGUCAUGCCAGGAAAAGAGCCAAGUCUAAUUCCAAGCUAAAGUUGGUGCGCAGCCUGGCAGUGUGUGAGGAGUCCUCCACCCCAUUUGCUGAUGGGCCAUUAGAAACCCAGGAUAUAAUUCAAUUGCACAUCAGUUGCCCUUCUGACAAGGAGGAAGAAAAGUCCACAAAAGAUGUCUCUGAAAAGGAAGACAAGGACAAAAACAAAGAAAAGAUCCCAAGGAAGAUGCUGUCCAGAGACUCCAGCCAGGAAUAUACGGACUCCACUGGAAUAGACCUACAUGAAUUUCUUGUAAAUACACUGAAAAAGAACCCAAGGGACAGAAUGAUGCUGCUAAAAUUAGAACAGGAGAUUCUGGAAUUUAUUAAUGACAACAAUAAUCAGUUCAAGAAGUUCCCUCAGAUGACCUCAUAUCACCGGAUGCUAUUACACCGGGUAGCUGCCUAUUUUGGGAUGGACCACAAUGUUGAUCAAACUGGGAAAGCUGUCAUCAUCAACAAAACUAGUAACACAAGAAUCCCUGAACAGAGGUUCUCAGAACAUAUAAAGGAUGAGAAGAAUACAGAAUUUCAACAGAGGUUCAUUCUCAAGAGAGAUGAUGCCAGUAUGGACCGAGAUGAUAACCAGAUCAGAGUUCCAUUGCAGGAUGGAAGGAGGAGCAAGUCAAUAGAAGAGAGAGAGGAGGAAUAUCAAAGGGUCCGAGAGAGAAUAUUUGCCCGAGAGACUGGCCAGAACGGAUAUCUAAAUGACAUCAGACUCUCCAAAGAAGCCUUUUCUUCUAGCUCUCACAAGAGAAGGCAGAUUUUUAGGGGGAACCGUGAAGGGCUGAGCCGCACCUCAAGCAGCCGCCAGAGCAGCACAGACAGCGAACUCAAAUCCCUGGAGCCACGCCCUUGGAGCAGCACAGACUCUGAUGGCUCUGUCCGGAGCAUGCGACCCCCUGUCACCAAAGCCAGCAGCUUCAGUGGAAUCUCUAUUCUUACCCGAGGUGACAGCAUCGGCAGCAGUAAAGGCGGCAGUGCAGGAAGGAUCUCCAGGCCAGGUAUGGCACUAGGUGCCCCAGAAGUGUGCAACCAGGUCACCUCAUCCCAGUCUGUCCGGGGGCUUCUCCCUUGUACUGCCCAACAGCAACAGCAGCAGCAGCAGCAACUUCCUGCUCUCCCACCCACGCCUCAGCAACAGCCACCCUUGAAUAAUCACAUGAUCUCACAGCCAGUCCCGGCUCUGCAGCCCUCUCCGCAGCCUGUUCAGUUCUCUCCAAGCUCCUGUCCCCAAGUCCUUCUGCCAGUCUCUCCGCCCCAGCAGUACAACAUGGCAGAUGACCUCAGCAACCCCUUUGGACAAAUGAGCCUUAGUCGCCAAGGUUCUACUGAAGCAGCUGACCCAUCUGCAGCUCUAUUCCAGACCCCACUUAUCUCCCAGCACCCUCAGCAGACUAGCUUCAUCAUGGCUUCCACGGGUCAGCCCCUCCCCACUUCCAACUAUUCCACCUCUAGCCAUGCACCACCUACUCAGCAAGUUCUGCCACCGCAGGGGUACAUGCAGCCCCCUCAACAGAUCCAGGUUUCUUACUAUCCCCCUGGACAAUAUACUAACUCCAACCAGCAAUAUCGACCUCUCUCUCACCCGGUGGCCUAUAGCCCCCAACGUGGUCAGCAGCUGCCUCAGCCAUCCCAGCAGCCUGGUUUACAGCCCAUGAUGCCUAACCAGCAGCAGGCGGCUUACCAAGGCAUGAUUGGGGUCCAGCAGCCACAGAACCAGGGCCUGCUCAGCAGCCAGAGGAGCAGCAUGGGGGGCCAGAUGCAAGGCCUGGUGGUUCAGUACACUCCAUUGCCUUCUUACCAAGUUCCAGUGGGUAGUGACUCGCAAAAUGUGGUCCAGCCGCCUUUCCAGCAACCCAUGCUGGUCCCUGUGAGCCAGUCUGUGCAAGGAGGUCUCCCAGCAGCGGGGGUGCCAGUGUACUAUAGCAUGAUCCCACCUGCUCAGCAGAACGGUACGAGCCCUUCUGUAGGGUUUCUGCAACCCCCUGGCUCUGAGCAGUACCAGAUGCCUCAGUCUCCCUCUCCCUGCAGUCCACCACAGAUGCCACAGCAGUACUCAGGAGUGUCACCUUCUGGACCAGGUGUAGUGGUCAUGCAGCUGAAUGUCCCUAAUGGACCCCAGCCCCCUCAGAACCCAUCCAUGGUCCAGUGGAGUCAUUGUAAAUACUACAGCAUGGACCAGCGGGGGCAGAAGCCUGGAGACCUGUACAGUCCUGACAGCAGCCCCCAGGCCAACACACAAAUGAGCAGCAGCCCUGUCACAUCUCCUACCCAGUCUCCAGCACCCUCUCCUGUCACCAGCCUCAGCAGCGUCUGCACAGGACUCAGUCCCCUGCCUGUCCUCACACAGUUUCCCCGACCUGGGGGUCCAGCACAGGGUGAUGGGCGCUACUCCCUUUUGGGCCAGCCAUUACAGUACAAUCUGUCCAUCUGCCCUCCCUUGCUCCAUGGCCAGUCAACUUACACGGUGCACCAGGGACAGAGUGGAUUGAAGCAUGGAAACCGGGGCAAGAGACAAGCACUCAAAUCUGCCUCCACUGACCUGGGGACAGCAGAUGUUGUCCUGGGGCGGGUGCUGGAGGUGACAGAUCUCCCUGAGGGCAUCACCCGUACUGAGGCGGACAAACUCUUCACGCAGCUCGCCAUGUCUGGCGCCAAGAUCCAGUGGCUCAAGGAUGCUCAGGGGCUACCUGGAGGGGGUGGGGGGGACAACAGUGGAACUGCUGAGAAUGGCCGCCACUCGGACCUCGCUGCCUUGUACACCAUUGUGGCUGUGUUCCCCAGCCCCCUGGCUGCCCAAAAUGCCUCCCUUCGUCUCAACAACUCCGUGAGUCGCUUCAAACUUCGAAUGGCCAAAAAGAACUAUGACCUGAGGAUCCUGGAGCGAGCCAGCUCCCAAUAAAUGGAGGAGGGGAAAGGGACUGUCACAGAAGGAGCAAGGGCAGGGUGGAGGGGGUUGAAGGGUCCUGACAGACCAUGGACAGAGGCAGGAAGUAAGGAAACCGAUGUUAAACUGGAGCCUAAGACAGUAAUGAAGAUGGAAACAGACAGAUACCCACACUGGCAUUGGACUCCUUCUUGCUCCCCUGCCAUGGGUCCCUUCUUUUUCCCUGGUUGACCCCCCUUGCAUCACUCUUCUUCCCAUCCUCUUCUUUUUUUUUUUUUUGAGACGGAGUUUUGCUCUUGUCACCCAAGCUGGAGUGCAGUGGCACGAUCUUGGCUAACUGCAACCUCCAGCUCCUGGGUUCAGGUGAUUCUCCUGCCUCAGCCUCCCAAGUAGCUGGCACUACAGACACGUGCCACCAUGCCCGGCUAAUUUUUGUAUUUUUAGUAGAGACGGAGUUUCACCAUGUUGGCCAGGCUGGUCUCAAACUCCUGACCUCAGGUGAUCCACCCGCCUUGGCCUCCCAAAGUGCUGGGAUUACAGGCGUGAGCCACUGUGCCCGGCCCCCAUCCUCUUCUAUCAUUUUUCAAAUCUCUUCUCCCAUCAUAAAAUUAAUUUCUCUCACAUUUUUUGGUCAGGUAGAAUUGGGAAAGUCCCACACUGUCCUCCUAUUACCUUAACAUCCCAAGCUUCCUUUCCUUUUUUUGGUCUUUAUGAAUAUAUUUAUAUGGACAGAAUUAAGAUAAACAAAAUUGAUUGCCCUAUUCUCUCACUUCCCCAUCUUGUCUUCCUAGACCCCACAGAGUUAAAACUUGGGACUCCCCCGGCCCCCCCAGAACACUUGUAUAUUGUUUGUUUGAGGUUUGUGCCGCAGUUAACAGACACAGUAUUUAAUUGCACAUACAGAUGUUUGCUGGGUAUAUUCACUGUAAAUUUUAUUUAAUCUGGUUUUUUGUUUGUUUGGGGGUUAUUUGGGGGGAGGUUGGUUUUGUUUUUAAAUACAAAAAAAAAAAAUCUGUCACUGGA
This is a messenger RNA of Symphalangus syndactylus (siamang), 4681 nucleotides long. It is a transcript of the gene R3HDM2, whose product is annotated as R3H domain containing 2. The record is from RefSeq and is a predicted model, not a curated record. Gene Ontology annotation, molecular function: nucleic acid binding. Lineage: Eukaryota; Metazoa; Chordata; Mammalia; Primates; Hylobatidae.